CUUGAGACGCUGCUUCAAGUGAGCCAGCCUCAUUUGCGCACACGAGCGCGAGUCAAAAGAAUGCUCGUAAGCCAGGCGCCAAAAGGAGCCGGCGCUGCGCUUUUCAUUUCCUCGCACCACUCUGCAUCUGCACACGAGAAGUGCGGUGAGCUCGUUCGAUUCUGUUCAGUAAAUCGAAGUAGCACUGGUGAAGCUUAUCGAGAGUUUUGCCACCCACCGCAGCAGCAGCAGCGACAACGACGAUGAGGAGGAGUAAUUCUCACUACACCAUGAAAGCUGCAAGAGAGAAAUUCCUCCUCCCCCGACGAUCGAUGAUCAGUCGAGCCGAGGAUAGAGAUCAAUCCACUGCACUUUACCUUUACCUGCAUGAGCUAUUCUGUAUGAACCGGUCUUCAGACUCUUUCGCUAUUUCCAUGCAUGCUAUAUUCAGAUCAGGAAGCUCGCCCCAUUGGACCAGGCGAAAGUUUGGCUCCGUAACUUGAGAUCAUUUCACCUCCCCUCCUCGUCCUCCUCAUGCUCCUCAUCCUCACGACUCACGGGCUUGCCUUCCUUACAACUCAAGCUCAGGCAUCAGCUUGUGUGGGACCAGUAAGAACAUCAAUCAGUCACAUUAGUCAGUCCUUACUCUUCGUCCCUCUGAAGUACUUUGAUACUGAUCAGAUUCUGGAUUCUCAUCUUCCAUGGAUUGCACGCACACCACGACAAGCUGUGCACAGGGUGAGCAACUGUGAAACUGCGUUGACAGAUAGAGAUCAGUCGAUCAUGGGGGAUGGGAUGGCAUCUAAGAGACACAAAAUCAAAGCUUGCGCUAAUCAGAUUCUGGAUUCUCAUCCUCCAUGGAUCGCACAGCACGACAAGAAGUGCACACGGUGAGCGACUGUGGAACUGCGUUGACAGAUAGAGAUCAGUCGAUCAUGGGGAAUGGGAUGUCAUCUGAGAGACACAAAAUCAAAGCUUGCGCUAAUCAGAUUCUGGAUUCUCAUCCUCCAUGGAUUGCACAGCACGACAAGAAGUGCACAGGGUGAGCGACUGUGGAAUUGCGUUGACGGAUAGAGACCAAUUCGGUUCAUGAUGGAGGAUGGGGUCAAGGAAAAUCAAAGUCUCUGUCUUCAGUAUUCCUCCCUCCUCGUGCUUGACCUUACGUGUUGGCACAUGAGAACGACGAGAGCUGCAGCAUUGCAUUCUCGAGGGCUUCUCCAAAAGGAGAGGAGCUUCUAGGUCCAUUUGUUGCCCUCUCGUUGGCCCCGGAGAUGGCUGCAGCUCCUGCUGCUGAGCUUUGCACUCUGUUCUUUCUGCAGCUUUGUGCCUUUGCUAUAUCGCAUGCAAGUCAGUCCCCUGGCGCAUCCUGUCUCCACAUCUGACGGCUUAUUUGACGGCGCUCCAUUCGAGCUUUUUCACCCCUCUAUCCGCAAACCAUCAUCAGAACGAGUCAUCAAAUCAUGAUCGAUCAUGAAGAAGAUGCGGGGGACAACUUUAGCAUCCAUUAGCUUUUCUUGCACCGGUUUGGACAUUCAAGCUCCAACUGCCCAACGCGAGGCCCUGAUGCAUUAUUGUUCUUGCCCACGACGGCCCAUGAAUCUUAUCCUUCACAGAGUUUGGAAUCUAAGCAACAUCGAGUCGUGUUGGGGUUAAUUAUUCUACAAGUCCAUAACUACAUGGAUUUUAGUCAUUGCAAGGUUACAUUACACUAUUUGAAAUAAAUCCACAUUUCAGGAAUGUCGCUUGUUCUUUUUGAAUCAAUAUCACAUCAGGUAUAUGAAACUCCAUGACUACUUUCGAUAAAUGUACGAGUUUAGUCACCAUUUAGAGAUGCAUGGCGUGAUGUGUUACCACUGCUACACGCACACAUUUCACACUUUUGACAUGCUCUUGCGGCAUAAAUAUAUGGUCCGCCAUCCAUCGUCUAUCGUAUGUAUUAAAAUUCGCCAGAGAAAGAGAGAGACGGGCCUUCGAUGUUCAGC
Molecule: messenger RNA, 1961 nt
Organism: Marchantia polymorpha subsp. ruderalis
Lineage: Eukaryota; Viridiplantae; Streptophyta; Marchantiopsida; Marchantiales; Marchantiaceae
Source: the annotation of a GenBank genome assembly